AUAAAAAAUUAUAUUUACAGGGACAGGAAGGAAUGGGCAGAUAUCGAACCUGUACCUCAAAGUGAUGGUCCGAAUCCUGUUGUUCAGAUCAUCUACAGUGAAAAAUUUAGAGAUGUGUAUGAUUACUUCCGGGCUGUUCUGCAGCGGGAUGAGAGAAGCGAAAGAGCUUUCAGGCUGACAGCAGAUGCCAUUGACUUAAAUGCUGCAAACUACACAGUAUGGCAUUUCCGGAGAGUCCUCCUGCAGUCUUUGGGAAAGGAUCUCCAUGAGGAACUUAAGUAUAUUACAGCUAUCAUUGAAGAUCAGCCAAAGAACUAUCAAGUCUGGCAUCAUAGACGGGUGUUGGUGGAGUGGCUGCAGGAUCCAUCCCAAGAGCUUGACUUCAUAGCUGACAUUCUUAACCAAGACGCCAAAAAUUACCAUGCAUGGCAACACAGACAAUGGGUUAUUCAGGAGUUCAAAUUAUGGGACAACGAACUGGAAUAUGUAGACCAGCUUUUGAGGGAAGAUGUGAGGAACAACUCUGUUUGGAACCAACGACACUUUGUAAUUUUCAGCACCACUGGCUAUGAUGAUCCAGCAGUCCUAGACAGAGAAGUCCAUUACACUCUUGAGAUGAUCACAGCAGUGCCACACAAUGAGAGCGCUUGGAACUAUUUAAAAGGGAUUCUACAGGAUCGUGGUCUUUCUAAGUAUCCAAAUCUGUUAGAGCAACUGUUGAAUUUACAGCCCAGUCACAGUUCACCAUAUCUGAUUGCUUUUCUUGUGGACAUAUAUGAAGAUAUGCUUGAGAACCAGUGUGAUAACAAGGAGGAAACACUAAACAAGGCAUUGGAGUUGUGUGAAAUUCUGGCUAAAGAAAAGGACACCAUCCGGAAGGAAUACUGGAGGUACAUUGGAAGGUCCCUUAAGAACAAGUACACCUCGACCACCAAACAGAGCACAGUGACAGACAAGCAGCAGUAA
Mesitornis unicolor (brown roatelo) is the source of this 966-nucleotide messenger RNA. RefSeq names its product farnesyltransferase, CAAX box, alpha (gene FNTA). NCBI's taxonomy places the organism in Eukaryota, Metazoa, Chordata, Aves, Mesitornithiformes, Mesitornithidae. The record is from RefSeq and is a predicted model, not a curated record. Gene Ontology annotation, molecular function: CAAX-protein geranylgeranyltransferase activity; protein farnesyltransferase activity. The annotation marks the transcript as partial. The transcript has 8 exons. Gene Ontology annotation, biological process: protein geranylgeranylation; protein farnesylation. Gene Ontology annotation, cellular component: protein farnesyltransferase complex; cytoplasm; CAAX-protein geranylgeranyltransferase complex.